AUGAGCGACCAAGAAAAAUCCACAGAAGCAGCGUUACGUGUGUGCUGGACGCUUAAUAAACACCAGAAACCAUUUUCGGAUUCUGAGAUAGUGAAGGAAUGUAUGUUGGCAGCAGUCACGGCACUUUUUGAAGAAAAAAAAGAGGUUGUCGCUGGAAUUCAAAAUAUUCCACUAUCAGCAAGAAGCAAUACGCGAAGAACUGAAAUUUUAGCUGCUGAUAUUAAAAUCACCCUUUUCGAACUUCUGCAAAAGGCACCUUGCUACGCUAUAGCACUUGAUGAGUCAUGUGACAUUGUUGAUGAUGAACAAAUGUCAAUUUUUGUCAUAUUUCUUGACAUUGAGUCUAAAACUUUUAGGGAAGAGUUGCUAACAAUAUUGCCACUAAAAGGUAACACUCAAGGAGAAGAUUUAUUUAAGGUAAUUGAUGAAUUUGUUACUAAAUCUAACAUCAGUUACGAUAAAAUUGUGUCGCUUUCAACUGACGGGGCCCCAGCAAUGAUUGGCAAAGAAAAAGAAAGAAAAAUCCAGGCCUAA
This is a messenger RNA of Parnassius apollo (apollo), 534 nucleotides long. NCBI's taxonomy places the organism in Eukaryota, Metazoa, Arthropoda, Insecta, Lepidoptera, Papilionidae. The record is from the annotation of a GenBank genome assembly.